Messenger RNA from Talaromyces amestolkiae, 642 nucleotides. RefSeq lists its product as uncharacterized. The coding region runs from base 1 to 642 and encodes 213 amino acids. The transcript has a single exon. The record is from RefSeq and is a predicted model, not a curated record. Lineage: Eukaryota; Fungi; Ascomycota; Eurotiomycetes; Eurotiales; Trichocomaceae.
AUGUCCUCCGAUAACACCACCCCCAACGCACUGCAGGCAGCCCGUCAAAAUGACUACGCCAAAUUCAAACGCUACGCCGCCUGGACCUUCGUCGUCGCUGCCCCCAUCCUCAUCGCCGCUCCCCCGCGCAAACUCGACUUGAACACCGCCGCCCUCUCCGCUGCCUUUGGCAUAUCUGCCAAUUAUCUCUACAAGGACAGCAACCCACACGGCCGGGGAUUGGUUGAUGACCUCGGGGUGAAAUACUUCGGUACUUCGCCGGUCUCGACUCAGCCGACAUCUACCCGCGACGGGGGAAUCUCGAGUUUAUUCAAUACCCUCCCCACUGAAAAAGCACAACAGGUGCAAGCACAACUGCGCGCCGCGAAAGAGUCUUCCAUCAAAACGCAAGAAGAAUUGGAGAAAUAUCAGACCGCAAAGAGGUUCGACGACCGGUCAAUACCGGAAAAGAUCUGGAUGGGCUCCGAGGCAGAGAAUUGGAAGGAGAAGAGAUUGCGGGAGGAGCAGGAGGCUCUGGAUGAGGGGAAGGGGUAUGGUGAUUUGAUUAUGGAUCAUAUCUGGGACGUGUGGAAUUGGGGAAAGCCGAACGAUCAGAAGAAGAGAGAUGAAGUGAAUGAGAAGAAAGAGCGUUCGUCCAAGUAA